AUGGUGGCUCAGGACUUGGAUCGUCUACACACCCAUGACUUGGAGUUGGGCACAACUGAAGCCACUCAGAAACACAUCCCGCGCAAUGUUGUCCCUCCUAGACGCGUCUCGCAGCGCCGACUCGACUUCGAGCACUCGCGGCCACGCUGGCUGCGGGAGUGUAUAGCAGAGGCGACUGGUGUGUUUAUGUACGUGCUGCCUGGAAUCGGAGCCAUUGCCACCUUCACUUUGAACGCCACAUCGCCUAUCGGUGCCUCAGCCUAUGGAAGUCUCUUGGCGAUCGGUUUUGCUUUUGCCCUGGGCAUUGCGUUUGCCAUCAUCACUUGUGCCCCAACCUCGGGCGGCCACUUCAAUCCAGCUAUUACAAUUUGCCUCUGUAUUUGGCAAGGUUUCCCCCUCAAGAAAGUGCCUCGUUACAUAUUGAGUCAAAUCUUUGGUGGAUUUAUUGCUGCUCUGGUACUCAUGGGAAUAUACCACCAGCAAAUCGGUGAGAUGAAGGAACUUCUCCUCGCCGCUGGCAAGCCUCUCGUCGCCAAUGGCGCUCCAGCAAGUAUUCUGUGCUCAUUUCCCAACCCCGGACAAUCAAUGGGAUACGUAUUCCUCACAGAGUUCAUCUGCGAUUGCUUCGUCGGUUUCAUCAUCUGGGCUGCCAUCGACCCGGCCAACCCCUUCAUCUCUCCGGCCCUCGCUCCUCUCAUGAUCGGCAUGGGAUAUGCUGUCAUGGCUUGGAGCUUUGGAGACGUCACCCUCACUAUGAACAUGGCUCGAGACCUUGGUCCCAGAAUCGUUGCCGCGAUCUUCUUCGGCAAGGAAGCCUUUACUUAUAUGAAUUAUUCUCCUAUCGCUAUCCUCGCCAGCAUACCUGCCACAUUGGUAUCCAGCGCUUUCUACGAGUUUGUCUUCCGAGACAGCGUAUCUGUGAUUCAAAGUGGUCAUGCUGUCCAUGAAGAUGGGGAUGAGGCAUUGGCGAGACACAUUACUAGGACUACUACUGUAGAGGGCUUUGAAGACAAACAUUAA
Molecule: messenger RNA, 1020 nt
Organism: Trichoderma asperellum CBS 433.97
Lineage: Eukaryota; Fungi; Ascomycota; Sordariomycetes; Hypocreales; Hypocreaceae
Biological process (GO): glycerol transmembrane transport; water transport
Cellular component (GO): plasma membrane
Molecular function (GO): glycerol channel activity; water channel activity
Source: RefSeq, a predicted model, not a curated record